Messenger RNA from Epithele typhae, 276 nucleotides. RefSeq lists its product as uncharacterized. The annotation marks the transcript as partial. The record is from RefSeq and is a predicted model, not a curated record. Lineage: Eukaryota; Fungi; Basidiomycota; Agaricomycetes; Polyporales; Epitheliaceae. The transcript is spliced from 2 exons. Gene Ontology annotation, molecular function: DNA binding.
AUACUGAAAGAUGCGACACUGUUUUUCUCUCGGAAAGAAGCAAACUUGGGCCACGUUCUCGCCUCCAUGGAACACAUCCGGACGACACUCCAGGGAGACAAGAAGAAUUACAGUCCCGCCAUUUCCAUGGCUUUCAAGGCCGGUCUCAAGACGUUUGAGAAGUACUACUAUCUGACAGACUCGUCGGACCUGUAUCGCAUCGCAAUGGUACUGAAUCCACGCUACAAGCUCUCGUACGCGCAAACGGACCUGAAAUACACCCAAUCAUGGGUCACC